UCUUCAACUUUUUAAGUGAAAAAGUGAGACUUCCCACGAUACUGUUAGUUAAAAUGGCACCUAUCUUCAGCUUCAGAGUUGCUUCUCAUUCUUCUCUAAAUAAAGAUAAGAACUUCUAGACCCACAAACGUCAACACCAUUCCGUCCACCAGAUGACAUGUCGUCCCGGCCGUAUCUCUACCACUUCUGUUUCCUUUUUUGUUUCUUUUCCCUUCUCUCCGGGAUCCAAUCCGAUGACCUCCAAAUUCUCAUGAAACUAAAAUCCACCCUUCAAACACCAAACACCAAUGUCUUCAAUUCCUGGGAAUCCAGCAAUUCCAUGUGCAAAGAUUUCACUGGAAUCACCUGCAAUUCAGGGGGUUCCGUUACUGAAAUCGAGCUGUCAAACCAAAAUUUAACAGGGGUUGUUCCUCUUGAUUCAAUAUGCCAGCUACAAUCAUUGGAAAAGCUUUCCCUCGGGUUCAACCAAUUCAAUGGUCCAAUUAUGUCUGACUUGAAAAAGUGUGUCAAAUUGAAGUAUCUGGAUUUGGGCAACAAUUUCUUCUCAGGGUCAUCGAUUCCAGACAUAUCCACUAUGGGCCAAUUACAAUAUCUGUAUCUAAACAACAGUGGUUUUUCGGGGACUUUCCCGUGGAAAUCACUGCACAACGUUACCGGUCUCAUCGAGCUCAGCGUUGGAGACAACUUUUUUGAACCUUUUCAAUUUCCAGACGAGGUUUUACAGCUUACAAACCUGACGCUGCUUUACCUCUCCCAUUGCAACAUGCAAGGAACGAUUCCAACUGGGAUUGGAAACCUUAAACAGCUAACUAGUAUUGAGCUUUCUGACAACAACAUGACUGGCGAAAUCCCAGCAGAGAUUGGAAACCUCGUUAACCUCUGGAGGCUUGAGAUCUACAACAACUCUUUCAAUGGAAAACUUCCUGUCGGUUUAAGAAACCUCACAAAGCUUCGGCAGUUCGAUGCUUCCCAAAACUAUCUUGAAGGCGAUUUGUCUGACUUGAAGUUCUUGACAAACGUGGUGUCUCUGCAACUAUAUGAAAACAGUCUCUCUGGCCAAGUCCCAGCCGAGUUUGGUGAGUUCAAAAGCCUUGUGAACCUUUCUCUGUAUAGAAACAGCUUCACCGGUCCCCUGCCUGAGAACCUUGGCUCUUGGGCCAAUUUCGAUUUCAUUGACGUGUCUGAGAAUUUAUUUACCGGUCCAAUUCCACCAAAUAUGUGCAAGCAAGGUACCAUGAAAGGGCUUCUUAUGCUUCAGAACAAUUUCACCGGUGAAAUUCCGGCGACCUACGCAAACUGUCCCACGCUACGUCGUUUCAGAGUCAACAAUAACUCGCUUUCUGGUACUGUUCCCGCUGGAAUCUGGGGAUUGCCGAACUUGAACAUAAUUGAUAUCACAUUGAAUAACAUCGAAGGUCCAAUUACUUCUGAUAUCAAGAACGCCAAGUCUCUUAGCCAGUUAUUUGCGUCAAGCAAUCGGUUAUACGGUGAAUUGCCAGCGGAGAUUUCAGAAGCCACGUCUUUGGUUUCCAUUCGAUUGAAUGACAAUCAAAUUUCGGGCAAUAUUCCAACCAAUAUUGGUGAUCUAAAGCAAUUGGACGCUCUUCAAUUACAAAACAACAAGCUAUCUGGCUCAAUCCCGGAUACAAUUGGUUCUUGUUAUUCUCUCUCUGAUAUAAACACUGCUAAUAAUUCACUUUCCGGUGAUAUUCCGUCUUCAUUGGGGUCUCUACCAACUCUUAACUCUCUGAACCUGUCAUAUAAUAAACUUUCCGGUCAAAUUCCAGGGAGUUUGGCAUCUCUUCAGUUAAGCCUUCUCGAUCUUUCUCACAACACUCUAACGGGUCUUGUACCACAAGCUCUUGCAAUUGAAGCUUAUAAUGGUAGCUUUGCCGGAAAUUCAGGACUCUGCAGCCUUCGUAUCAGCGCCUUCCCAAAGUGUCCCUCAGGUUCACAUAUGCCCAAGUAUGUUCAUACAAUAAUCAUUUGCUUAGCAAUAGGUUUGGCUCUCUUGCUUGUGGCUUUGUUAUGCUGCUUCAAGUUAAAGAAGAGUGAAAAAGAUCAUCAAAACCGUUCGUUAAAGGAUGAAUCUUGGGACUUUAAGUCGUUCCAUGUGUUGAGCUUCACAGAGGAUGAGAUUCUUGAUUCCAUCAAGCAAGAGAAUCUAAUUGGAACAGGUGGGUCAGGGAAUGUGUAUAAAGUCGCAGUCUCUAACGGUACUAAAGAACUUGCGGUGAAACACAUAUGGAAUUCUGAUGGCAAAAAGAGCCAGAGCACCACACCGAUGCUUUCUAAACGUGCCGGAAAUUCAAAGCAAUUUGACGCUGAGGUGCAGACUUUGAGCUCAAUAAGGCAUAUGAAUGUGGUGAAGUUGUAUUGUAGUAUUACCAGUGAGGACUCAAGCUUGUUGGUGUAUGAGUAUUUACCAAAUGGGAGUUUGUGGGAUAGGCUGCACUCAAGCCAGAAGAUGGAGCUUGAUUGGGAUACAAGGUAUGAGAUUGCAGUGGGAGCAGCCAGGGGGUUGGAGUAUCUACAUCAUGGGUGUGAGAAACCCGUGAUUCACAGGGAUGUCAAGUCUAGUAAUAUAUUGCUGGAUGAGUCUAUGAAGCCAAAGAUUGCUGAUUUUGGACUUGCUAAGACUCUUCAGGCCAAUGGUGGCAGGGAUUCAACCCAGGUAAUUGCGGGAACACAUGGCUACAUUGCUCCUGAAUAUGGGUACACAUACAAAGUGAAUGAGAAGAGUGAUGUAUACAGUUUUGGAGUGGUAUUGAUGGAGCUGGUGAGCGGAAAAAGACCAAUAGAUCCGGAAUACGGUGAGAACAAAGACAUUGUGAGUUGGGUUAGUAGCAAAAUAAAGACCAGGGAAAGUGUAUUAAGUGUGGUGGACUCUAGAAUUCCUGGGGUUUUAAAGGAAGACGUUGUUAAGGUACUGAAAAUUUCUGUUCUCUGCACAGCAACACUACACACUCUUCGACCCACAAUGAGAAGUGUUGUACAAAUGCUAGAGGAUGCUGAGCCGGGUAAAUUGGUGGGGAUUGCGAUUACCAAAGAUGGUGCUAGCAAGAGUAGUAAGAAUAGCGGAGUGACGGGUACAGGGAAAUUUAAUCCAGACUCUUAAGCUUCCAAAAUUUGUCAUUUGGAGUUCAAGAUUUUUGGUCAUCCCCAUCCUUCUGCUUCUUGUAACAUGUAGCAUUACUGUGUAGUAGAUGAGAGUGAGACUUUGAGAUUAUAUUACAACAUUAGCUGGAGCCUGUAAAAUAGUGUAAGAAAAUAUUUACGUUUGUAAUUUGCGAAUGUAACAUUGUAAAAUAGUGCAAGUAAAAAGAAAGUUAUGGUCGGUGACUCUCUUUAGGAUUUGAGUU
Messenger RNA from Quercus robur (English oak), 3362 nucleotides. RefSeq names its product receptor-like protein kinase 7. Gene Ontology annotation, molecular function: protein binding; ATP binding; protein kinase activity. The record is from RefSeq and is a predicted model, not a curated record. Lineage: Eukaryota; Viridiplantae; Streptophyta; Magnoliopsida; Fagales; Fagaceae. Gene Ontology annotation, cellular component: plasma membrane. The transcript has 2 exons. The coding region runs from base 158 to 3118 and encodes 986 amino acids. Gene Ontology annotation, biological process: protein phosphorylation.